Molecule: messenger RNA, 2474 nt
Organism: Oreochromis aureus
Lineage: Eukaryota; Metazoa; Chordata; Actinopteri; Cichliformes; Cichlidae
Product: tyrosinase-like
Exons: 5
Coding region: 18-1652 (544 amino acids)
Biological process (GO): melanin biosynthetic process; pigmentation
Molecular function (GO): tyrosinase activity
Source: RefSeq, a predicted model, not a curated record
GUUGAAAGAUUGCUGUAAUGUGGUCUCUGGAAAUCAUUUGUUUUCUUCUGUGUUUUGUACCCAGUUAUCAACAGUUCCCCCGCAUGUGCGCAACUCAGGAAGCCCUGCGCACCAAGGAGUGCUGCCCGACUUGGGAAGGAGACGGCUCGGCCUGCGGUGCCAGCUCGGGUCGGGGCACCUGCGAGGAUGUGGUGGUCUCUGCGCAGCCCGACGGGCCGCAGUACCCCUUCUCGGGAUUGGACGACAGAGAGAAGUGGCCCUUGGUUUUCUACAACCGCACAUGCCAGUGUACUGAGAACUUUAUGGGUUUUAACUGCGGGGACUGCAUGUUUGGCUACUUUGGUGAGAACUGUAAUGAGAGGAGAGAGUCUCUGAGGAGGAAUAUAUUUCACCUGUCCAGGGCGGAAAGAAUCAAACUCGUGUCCUACUUGAACUUGGCCAAGCAGACAAUUAGCAGGGACUAUGUUGUGGUGACGGGAACCUACAGGGAGAUGCAAAACGGCACCAACCCGAUGUUUGCCGAAGUGUCUGUGUAUGACGUGUUUGUGUGGAUGCAUUACUACGUGUCCCGGAAUGCGCUCUUAGGCGGGCCGGGGAAUGUGUGGACCGAUGUGGAUUUUGGCCACUGGGCGCCCGCAUUUCUUCCGUGGCACCGAGCAUACUUGUUGCACUGGGAGCACGAGAUCAGGAAGCUGACUGGAGACAUGAGUUUCACCACCCCGUACUGGGACUGGAGGGAUGCCCAGGGCUGUGACGUGUGCACAGACGAGCUGAUGGGGGACCGGAGCACACAGGAUCCCAGUCUUAUCAGCCCCGGCUCGGUCUUCUCAUCCUGGAGGGUCCUGUGCUCCCAAGCUCAGGACUACAGUGCCAGAGGUGUGCUGUGCGAUGCUACGGAGGAAGGGCCCCUGCGUCGUAACCCUGGAAACCACAAUCGCAAUUUAGUGGAACGACUACCAACUUCAGAUGAUGUGGAGUUCACUCUGAGUCUGACCAACUAUGACACCGGACCAAUGGACCGCAGUGCCAACAUGAGCUUCAGAAACACUCUGGAAGGAUUUGGAGACCCUCAGACGGGGUUGGGAAACAGUUCUCGUUUGGGCAUGCAUGCUGCUCUACACGUGUACAUGAACGGAUCCAUGUCUUCAGUGCAGGGCUCUGCAAACGAUCCCAUAUUUCUGCUUCAUCAUGCUUUUGUUGACUGCCUUUAUGAGCAGUGGCUCAGGAGGCACAGACCAUCUCCAUCCCAGUAUCCGGAGUCAAAUGCUCCUAUAGGGCACAACAGCGAAUACCACAUGGCACCAUUCCUACCUCUGCACAGGAACAGAGACUUCUUCAUUUCCAGCAAAGACCUGGGAUAUGAAUACACUCACCUGCUAGAUGCUAGUCAAAAGCUAGCAGAAUCAUUGCACCCUUCCCUCGAGGAGUUGCAGGACGUGUGGCCGUGGCUGCUUCUUGCAGGGCUUUGUGGAGGAAUUUUGACAAUAGCCAUAGCUGCUGCGGUCCUAACUACAAAACGAUGGUACAAAGGAUCAUCCUGGUUGCAUGCUAGAAGCUGGAAACAUGCAUUUGCUCUCCCUGAAAGACAACCACUUAUCCGGAGCAAUGAAAUAGAGGAAACCAACCAACAUAACUACCAAACAACUAUGUGAAGGCAAAGCCUGUCUAGCUUAGCCUUAUCGAUCUAUGAAUUUUAAUACAAAAGCACUGUGAAUUUUUACUUUGAACUAACUAAAAACAACUUUUAUGAUAUCUGAUAUUUCCAAUAUAUUUAACUGUAUUACAAGUGGGAAUAAAAACCUGUGCAUGCAGUAACUUUCAAAAAUGGAUUAAUGGCCAUGUUAAGCUUUAAACAUGUUCCUCCUACAACUGGUAACUUGUCAAACUCUACCAAGAAGAUCAUUUCUGACAUGGUCUUUACAACUUUUAUGGUUUUUUCAUGGGAAUGUUCCACAGUGACUCGUCACAUUUAUUCUCUAGAUUUCAUACAGUUUAGCUGAUUACCUUGAAAGUCAGGUCUGGAGUGUGUUGCGUCAGCCAUAUAUACACAAACAUUUAUUAUGGUUUAUUAAAAGCAUGUCAUGCGCAUAUAUACACAACUGCAAUUCAGAGUAAAGAGAAAAGUGUUUCGUCAGAGCCUUUUUUUCCUUGUUAUCUUUAUGUGGGAGUUGAGUGAACCACAUUUUGAUUAAUGUUUGAAUUGAUCAUGUUUGUAAUGUGAAAAAUGUUUUUUGGAAGAGAGAGAGAAAAAGUUUUAUCUGCUUAAAAGUGAAGAACCGAGACUUCAACAGCAACGGGAUUAGGUUCAGUUUUCUAACCUAUGACAAAUGCAAUAGAUUAAAAAAAAACACAGUGACAUUUGUAAAAGUCCUUGCAAUUCCAAAAGUCGAUGCAGUUCAGAAACUUCUUUUGAAAGGUCACACCUACUUUCAUCUAAAAAAAGCAUUCAGCUUCCCAUACUCUUUCACUCAUGA